AGAGAGUUGGUCUUACAGCUUUAUCGCCCUUGAAGCUUUGCCUUUCACACUUUUGGUAUGCCUUUCCUUUUAUGGCAUGCUCUACGUACUCUUUUCUCUUUAAUUAUUAGCAUACAUUUUUCCCAACAAUACAUACAUACACCCACCAAACUACCAUUAGAGAGAGAUUAGAGAGAAGGGAAAAGAAAAGAAGAGAUCAGAUCAGAUCAGAUCUGGAGAAUGGCGAGAGGGAAGAUACAGAUAAAGAGGAUAGAGAACCAGACGAACAGGCAGGUGACUUACUCCAAGAGGAGAAACGGGCUCUUCAAGAAGGCCCACGAGCUCACCGUCCUCUGCGACGCCAAGGUCUCCAUCAUCAUGAUCUCCAUUACCAAGCAGCUGUUCGAUCAGUACCAAAAAGCUCUCAAUAUUGAUCUCUGGAGCUCCCACUACGAGCAAAUGCAAGAUCAGUUGAAGAAACUGAGAGAUGUGAACCGCGCUCUUCGCAAGGAGAUCAGGCAGAGGAUGGGGGAGAGCCUGAACGAUCUGAGCCUUGAACAACUGACGGAGCUCAUUGAAGACGUGGACUCUUCUCUCAAACUCAUUCGCGAAAGAAAGUAUAAGGUCAUUUCCAACCAAAUUGAGACUCACAAGAAGAAGGUGAGGAAUGUGGAAGAAAUCCACAGAAACCUGCUACUCGAAUGUGAGGCAAGACAGGAAGAUCCAUAUGGACUGGUUGACCAUGAAGGGGGAGAUUACAAUUCUGUCCUUGGGUUUCCAAAUGGAGGGCCCCGCAUACUCGCUAUGCGCUACGAUCCCGAUCAACACCACCACCCGCAUCACAACCACCUUCAAAGUGGAGGCGGAUCUGAUCUCACUACUUUUACUCUACUUGAGUAGUGUGUACCAACUAGCAGUACGUACGUGUUUACGUUGCGCAUUAUUAUAUCCGCUUUGAUGUUUCAAACUGAUGUUGAAUUCGAACAUAUUUGGAAGUUUAUUAGGUUCUUGGAUAUCUAGUUAUUGACUAAUGAUCAAACUUGCAUUGUAAUAAAAAUUGCUUUGAACAUCAUUAUGUAUUUAUUUAUGUAUAAUUAAAUUUAAGUACAACCC
This is a messenger RNA of Cuscuta campestris, 1092 nucleotides long. Lineage: Eukaryota; Viridiplantae; Streptophyta; Magnoliopsida; Solanales; Convolvulaceae. The record is from the annotation of a GenBank genome assembly.